AGUCUACACACACUGCUCUCUCUCUCUCUCUCUCCUCCACAGCAGAAGAGUCUUCAGUGUCUCUGUGUGUGAAUCAGGAUCUUCUGCUAGAAUGAGGAGUGGAUCUGCUCUGCUGUUGGUGCUGCUGCUCGGCUCUCUCCAGCUCUCCUCUAGUGCUGUAAACCAACCUGACUGCUGUUUCAAAUUAACUACAAUGAGGAUCCCCCAGAAGAUGGUGAAAUCUUACACACAGACGAGCAGUGACUGUGCCCUUAAAGCCAUUGUGAUUACAACAGUAAAGGGACGAAAGUUUUGUGUGGAUCCAGCUGCUAAAUGGGUCAGCAGUCAUUUGAAGUCUUUGAAGAACCGCACACAAUGAGCCACAGUUCUUCAG
Astyanax mexicanus (Mexican tetra) is the source of this 373-nucleotide messenger RNA. RefSeq names its product C-C motif chemokine 13-like. The transcript has 3 exons. Gene Ontology annotation, molecular function: CCR chemokine receptor binding; chemokine activity. Gene Ontology annotation, biological process: cellular response to tumor necrosis factor; positive regulation of ERK1 and ERK2 cascade; lymphocyte chemotaxis. Gene Ontology annotation, cellular component: extracellular region. The coding region runs from base 92 to 358 and encodes 88 amino acids. The record is from RefSeq and is a predicted model, not a curated record. Lineage: Eukaryota; Metazoa; Chordata; Actinopteri; Characiformes; Acestrorhamphidae.